Messenger RNA from Clupea harengus (Atlantic herring), 2181 nucleotides. RefSeq names its product neurofilament medium polypeptide-like. The record is from RefSeq and is a predicted model, not a curated record. The transcript has 4 exons. Gene Ontology annotation, cellular component: postsynaptic intermediate filament cytoskeleton; axon; intermediate filament. Gene Ontology annotation, biological process: neurofilament bundle assembly. Gene Ontology annotation, molecular function: structural constituent of cytoskeleton. The coding region runs from base 127 to 2181 and encodes 684 amino acids. Lineage: Eukaryota; Metazoa; Chordata; Actinopteri; Clupeiformes; Clupeidae.
AGCGGCAGGACUAUAAAUACAGCGGAGCAGCAAUCCACCACAUCUCCACAAUCACCGCAGUCUUCCACUUGCCUUCUGUUCAGGACACACCGGCACACCGAGAGCACGCACACCGGGAGCUGCACAAUGGAUGUCAUAGGGGCUUCAUCCCGCAGAAGAGUGCUCGAGACACGGGGCAUCCGCGCCUCCCCAUCUGCCAGCCUCAGGUCGCACUCCUGGUCUCAGAGAGCCCCCGGCUCCACGUCCAUGUCCUACAAAAGAACCACCAACGUGCCAGCAAGCAGGGCAUACACGAGCGCGUCCGCAGGAGUGUUAGCCUCUCCAGGCAGCCUAGAACUCUCAUCCGCGCUCAAUGCCGACCACGCGCGCAACAACGAGAAGGAACAGCUUCAAGGGCUGAAUGACCGAUUCGCCAGUUAUAUCGAUAAAGUCCGUUAUCUGGAAGAACAGAAUAAACUGCUGGAGACUGAAAUUCAAGAACUCCGGCAAAGGAAGUCCACGCAGUCACAAUAUAGUGAUGCAUUCGACCAAGAGCUGAGCGAACUUCGUUCCACGCUAGAGCAGCUGCACAGAGAGAAGGCUCAGAUCAUUGUUGAUGCAGAUAACAUCGAAGAAGACAUUCACCGUCUGAAAAAUCGCUAUGAGGAUGAAGCACGCCUUAGAGAAAAAACGGAGAUUGCAAUCAGGGAACUGAAUAAGCAAAAAGAAAACUCGGUUCUGAUUAAAUCGGACCUGGAGAAAAAAGUUCAGUCUCUCUUGGAUGAAGCAGACUUCCUGCGCAGUAACCACGAAGAGGAGGUCAGCGAACUCCUUGCUCAGCUCCAGGAGGCGCAGGUGCCUGUGGAUAUGAGGGAGUUCAGUAAAACGGACAUCACCUCCGCGCUCCGGGAAAUCCGCGCGCAACUGGACGGCUUCUCCUCACAAAACCUGCAUCAAGCUGAAGAAGUGUUCCAGUGCCGCUAUGCCAAACUAACGGACGCAGCAGAUCAGAACAAGGACGCGAUCAAAUCUGUUCGGGAUGAGAUCGCAGAUUAUCGCCGGCAGUUGCAGGUGAAGAAUGUCGAACUGGAGGCUCUCCGUGGCACGAAGGACUCCCUGGACAGACAGCUGAAUGACAUUGAAGACCGGCAUAACAACGACCUAGGCAGCUACCAGGAGAUGAUCCAUCAGCUGGACAGCGAGCUGAAGGGAAUGAAGAGGGAGAUGUCUCACCACCUCAGGGAAUACCAGGAUCUGCUCAAUGUCAAGAUGGCUCUGGAUGCUGAGAUCGCUGCUUACAGGAAACUUCUGGAGGGUGAAGAGACUCGUUUUUUCUCGGGAUUUGUUGAUUCGUACCCAAGUCCCGCCUUCCCAUACCGUCAGCCAAUGACCUCCAAAGCAAAGAAAGAGGACAAACAGGCAGACCUGAACGAGGACCUGGCCGCCGUAGCAGAGGAGCUUCAGGCAGAGGGGGGUGAGGAAGAGGAGGGGGAUGAGGAAGAGCAGGAGGCUGUGGAAGAAGAGGUGGCUGCCUCCAAGCAGCCUAAAGUGAGUGCUACACCCCCUACAGAAGAGGAGGAGGAGGGUGAUGAGGAGGAGACAGAAGGAGGAGAGGAAGGGGAGGAGGAAGAAGAAGUAGAGGGGGAUAAGGAGGAGGCAGAGGAGGAAGAGUCAGAGAUUGAGGAAACAGAACUGAGCAGUUCCAAAGCCCAUAAGACUGACACUGAACAACAGGAAGGAGAGAAGAAGCAGGAAGAAGAGGAGGUAGAGGAAGAGAAGGCAGAUGCUGAGGAAGAAGAAGAAACAAGCAAAGGAUCUAAAGAUGAGGAGCAGGAUGAUAAAGAACAAGAGUCAGGAGAGAAAGAGAAAAAGAGUGAUUCAGAGGGAGAGGAGAAGAAGAGUGAUUUAGAAGACGCUGAGCAGAAGAAGGAGGAGAAGGAGAAGGAGGAGGAGAAGGAGGAGGCAGCUGUCACCAACGGAGAACAGAAGAGUCCCACCCAGACAGCUGGAAGCCCAAAGGAGGAGGUGGUUCUGACCCAAACCGUAGAGACCAUCACCAAAGGAGAGAAGGUCGCCCCCAAGCCUGCCAAGAGCAAGGCAGCCGUGGAGGUCAAAGAGGCAAAACCCACCCCCAAGGAAGCAGCAAAGACAUCUGCCCCAGCCUCUACUGCCCCAGCCUCUAAAGAGGUAAAAGAGAAGUAA